AUGCAAUCCCCAGGAAAAAUUAGGUAUACUCUGGCUCUUGUCCUAGCAUUCAGCUUGUGCAACCUGGUUCUUUCAGACAAGGUGCAUACGAGUGUCAUGAACAGAUUAGGCAAUGGGAGAAACAUGACAUUACACUGCCAAUCAAAAGAUAAUGAUCUUGGCCAGCAGAACAUAGCGGACGGAAGCGAAUUUGGGUGGGACUUUUCAGUCGAUAUAGGAGGAACCACAUUGUUUUACUGUGACAUGGCAUGGGAAAAUGUACAGCAGUAUCAUUUCGAUGCGUACUCGUUUGCAAGGGAUUUUAUUAGAUGCCAGAGUCGAUGCUUAUGGCUGAUAUCAACAGAAGGCGUUUACGGCAUGAAUGACCAAACUGGAUUUUGGGAAUUUAUAUACUAUUGGUCAAACUGA
This is a messenger RNA of Mercurialis annua (annual mercury), 408 nucleotides long. RefSeq names its product self-incompatibility protein S1-like. NCBI's taxonomy places the organism in Eukaryota, Viridiplantae, Streptophyta, Magnoliopsida, Malpighiales, Euphorbiaceae. The record is from RefSeq and is a predicted model, not a curated record. The coding region runs from base 1 to 408 and encodes 135 amino acids. The transcript has a single exon.